Molecule: messenger RNA, 4068 nt
Organism: Myzus persicae (green peach aphid)
Lineage: Eukaryota; Metazoa; Arthropoda; Insecta; Hemiptera; Aphididae
Exons: 3
Coding region: 475-1410 (311 amino acids)
Molecular function (GO): protein binding
Source: RefSeq, a predicted model, not a curated record
GCUCACAAGUGUUUAACGCGUGUUGUACAAUAUUAUUUUUACCACAUUGAUGGACGUGGCGCAUAUAAAAUAAAAUCUUCUGCUCCGGCCUAUAUUGUGCCAUGCGCGCGUACAUACCAUCCAUUAUUAUCUAAACAUAGCAAUAUAUAUAAAAUAUAAACGGCCCUAUAUCGCUUGUAUAGGUGGUAGUUUGCACUCGUCCGUCGAACUCGCAACGAAGUAUAGAAAUAGAUUGUUUUUCGGCGAGAUUUUUUGUUUCUCGACAAGUCCCGAAUCGACACAAUCCACGGCGAGCACUGCUAAUAUACCCUCCUCGACGGUCACUGCAACCGACGCAGUACACACGACCGCAACGUUACGCCGCAACAACUGCAAUUUUAUAAUAUUGAUACACAGGUUGCAGGUCACCCAUAAUCCAUAAUAAUUUAAUAUACCGUACGUUAAAAUAACGCAUGAUUUAAAAAGUUUGUCGCGAUGAUCACUGCCGCCACCGUAGGAUUUAUCGUCGGAUUUUUAUUGAAGACCUCGGUCGCGGCCCAACUGCAGAACGUCUCGUUUCUGAACGGACUUCCGGAAAACUUCACGUCGGAUGGCGCCAUCGACGUGCAGUACACGUCUUGCAAAGUCAUCACCGACCGUAUCGUCGCCACCGCCGAGGGAAAGUUUUCCCGUUUUUGUCACGGAAUUUGCAACAUAAACGAGACAAACGCAAGGCUGCACCGCAUCGAAACGUUGUUAACAGCAGAUGCGGAAAAUAUAAAACAACGAUUGUUUUAUAUGGAACGUAUUUUGUCGAAAGGACAAAUCAUAAGUAAAACCGGUGACAGUGACGCGGUGGACACCGGGAGACUCCGGGAGAUCGGCACGUACAACGGUACAGUGUCCAGCACCGAGGAUGGCUCCACAGCCGCCGGUGGUCGGCCACGGGUCCCGACCACCACGUUUGUCUACUACUGGCGUGUUGACGCGUUCUGGCGGCUGUCGUUCACCACGGACGGCCUGGCCCGCAGUCCGCCGUUUUACGUGUCGCCCCGCAGCUACCGGAUUUCACUGACCGUCCACUCAGACGUGAAGGCCCGAAUCGUCCGCGUGGCCGCCGUUUCGGCAGCUGGUGAGUACGACGCUCAGCUCAGGUGGCCGUUCACGCACCGGCUCCGGCUCAGCGUGCUCGACCAGACAGACGUCGGGCCCGAGGACAUCGUGUCCCGCGUCUGGGACGACGUCCGGUGCGGCGCCGUACCACCACCGACGCCGCCGACGCAGCACCAGAAUCCUCAGAACUACCGCCAGAACCAGCUGGCCACGGAAGUUUUCUGCGCGUCUAUGGAGUUCCGGCAUGACGUGCUGACCUACAGGCGUUACGCGGCCAAUGACGCGCUCGUCGUCAAGCUGACGGUGUUCUUGCAGUAGUAGUCGUGGAAGUCUGAUUUGUACGAUUCGUGUUACACCCCCUAGCUCCCCACAGCCAUCAUAACUUUUUUCCGUUUAAUUUUUUUCGACUUCGAUCGGCUUGACAGUUUCACACUACAGAUACUUUUUUUUUCGAUUUUGCAGUUUAUGCACCUUAUUAUAUUAUUCAUCAAUAUUAUACCCUUUUUAUUCGCGUAGGUAGCUAUAUUAUAUCCUUUAUUGCGCCUACAUUAUAGCACGCAUCGACUCAAUCGAAGUGCUCAUAUAGCUACAGCGCUGUAUAGGAAAAGUUUGAUCUUCCCACCUAGUUUUAGGAUUCUAAUAUUACAUUUCUUUAUUUCUGAUUACUGCUAUACCUACUGCAUGGUUUAAUAAUUCGAUUCAAUUAUACUUUCUACUCAUUGUUGUCAGUUAUUAUAUCAUUAUCAUAUGAAAAUAAAAUUACGAUCAAACACUCAUGGUCGGCCCAUAUUUUGAGCGACCCACUGAGAUUUUCUCGGUUGCUCGACUGCACAAUCCGGGCUUGCACAACUAGGAAGUUGUAUCGUGUAGUGUGCUUUUUAUGGUAUUCUGAUUGGCAGUUACAAUCGUGGUGUAAUUUACUAACCACAUGAUCUAUCGGGAACUUUCCACAGUUGGGCCAAGCUCGACCAUAUUGGACACGUCAUGACCGCAGACCAGAUCCAGGCCGAGCAAUAGUGGCAAGAUGAUAAUUUUGUGACCUUAUUCUCAAAAAUGUAUCAAAUGUCGGGCUCCUCCAAUCAUUCGAUAUAUGUUGUGUCCCUGGUAGGUUCCACCUUGCUAGGCCCUUGUCCAGCUCUACUGCAGACUUUCACUUCGGUUCGUCAAAUAAAUUGGUUAUUUCCCAAUAUACCUACGGCUCACCGCAGUUUCGUGUACUACCUAACUAUAAGUACGUACCUACAUGUAUUGCGUGCGAUCUAAGUGGUCUGUGAUCCACUAAUAAUAGUAGGCUAUACCUAUCCUGGGUAUCCGAGCAUCAUUAUAAUUAUCGUAUAAUUUAUUAUUUUAAACCACUUACAAGUUACAACCACCUACCCUACCGACAUUUUAUCUUUAAACAUCUCAGUGAUACACAUUUAGUCUUGACAUUUCCUGUAGUGUUAUUAUAUUAUAUUUGUGUAGUUAGGUAACAAUAGACUAGUUAGUCUAGUGUUGUUUGUGGUGUACCUAUUAUUGAGAGUUACUCUGACUAUAGUACCUAUUAUAGAAUGUAAACUAUAUUUCCAUAAACUUUUUAAAACGCUUGUAAACAAUAAUAUGUUAAGUAUACUAUUUCUUAACCGAAGAAUCUAUAGGUACAUUAAACAGUUAUAUAUUAUAAUUAUAUUCAUUUUUUUAACAAUAAAAUCAUAAUAGUGUCGUCUUCGUGGCAAACUCUCUUAAGUAAUUGUUAUCAAAUUGUAUAGAAGAAUCGAAAAAUCGUGGUAGGCUAAAAUAUUUAAAUAAUAUUUACGUGUGUAAUAAAUAUUACGUUUGUUGAUCGAGAUACGAGGUUUCAUAUUUUGUAUUUUAUCAUAUGAAAAACUGUCAAAUGAUACUAUACUGUCAUAAUAUCAAAAUGUGUAAAAAAACACCUAGUGUAUCAACUUAAAAAAAAAUGUUUAUUUUUUGACUUCCGAGGUUUUGUCGCUAUAAGUCGAUGAUAAUAUACUUUAAAUUAUUUUAUUUUUACUUUAAUAAUCAUUUAUUUUACGUAAAAUCACUUAUAAGCUUUUAAAAUGUAUAUUAUAUUAUACCAUAUAUUACCCAUACUUUUAUUAUGAUAACGGUAGACUGAAUAUUGGGAGAUAGCCAAUUAAUAAACACUACAACACGUAUAUAGUAAUAUACUAAUAUGGUAUACAUUAAGUAUAUAUUAUAUUUGUACGAUCACAGAAAUUAGUAAAUAUUAUACUACACGUUCUAUGGCGGUACGAUUUCUAUAUGCGUCCACACGAAACGCCCAGUAGAAUGUACUGCUAUACACUCACCAGAAUUGUUUAGAAAAAAGUGACUCUUUAAUCUUUAUUGACUUUCUUAUUGUAGUGUAUUAAAUAGAAGACUACCCACGAUUUCGGGCCAUGUAAUAUUAUAAUAAUUAUCAAGGGCUUUUUAAAAAAAUUUUUUUUCGGUUCACAACCUGCUAUCAUACAUGUAUUACUUAUUAUUAUUGCAAUAAAAAAAAACAAUGUUAUUAUCUACAAACAUUUUGCAUUUUCGCAUGGACUAUAUCUAAUUUAGUGUCUAUUACAUUCAGAGUUUCUUGUAUUUCAUUAUAAUAUGCGUCUUGAACGAUCAUUAUAUUUUGUUUUUACUAAUUCCUAUUUUCGAUACGGGGGCUAGAAGUCUUCUGUAGAAGAAAAUCGAGGAAUAAAGCACGUACUCACCGUUGUAUUUGACAUACAUAAUAUACUUCGGGACGAAUCUUGAUACAAUAAAUAAGGCACGAACCAGCCCUUAUUUAAGAUCGCUGCCGGGCAAAUUGAGCGCGUUGGACACGGAGUUGACAUUUCCAUCUAAUGAUUGUGACAUUUAGACUAUUCCGUAACUGCUGAUGUUCUAUACUGUAUUUACAUUGAUGUACCAAUAUCAAUAUAAUAUUAUAUAAGACUAUAAUAUUAAUGAAUUGACUUGACGGCACAGUUAUAAUAUAGA